Molecule: messenger RNA, 849 nt
Organism: Necator americanus (New World hookworm)
Lineage: Eukaryota; Metazoa; Nematoda; Chromadorea; Rhabditida; Ancylostomatidae
Exons: 9
Coding region: 1-849 (282 amino acids)
Cellular component (GO): cytosol
Molecular function (GO): protein-disulfide reductase activity
Source: RefSeq, a predicted model, not a curated record
AUGCCCGUGAGGGUUUGUCAAGACGAUUCUGACUUCCAAUCUGCUAUGGCUGAAGCGGGAGGGAAGCCAAUUGUGGUAGACUUCUCAGCGGAGUGGUGUGGGCCAUGCAAAAUGAUCGCUCCAGUUUUCGAAAGUCUUUCCAAUAAAUACAUGUCGAUGGUCUUUCUGAAAGUUGACGUCGACAAAUGCGAAGAAACAGCUGCUCAGAAUGGCGUUUCUGCGAUGCCAACUUUCAUUGUUUUUAUGAAUGGAAAAAAAGUGGAUUCACUUCGUGGUGCAAACACAAACGGCCUUGAAACUAUGAUACAAAAAUGGGCUGAGACACAACCUGCGGGAGAUGUUCCUGGCCAAGCAGAUAUCACUUGCUUAGUGGAUAAGAGGCAAAUGGAGUGUCUCAAUGGAGACGAUGCGACCCCGUUAGCUGGACUUCUUGAAGGAGAGAACACUCUCAGAUCAGACUGUGAUGAGCAGUUAAUCAUUUCUCUUCCCUUCACUCAACCAGUCAAAGUGCAUUCCAUUAUGAUAAAGGGCACGGAAGCGAAGACACCGAAGCUUGUACGCGUAUUUUCUAAUCUUCCGAAAACCCUUGAUUUUGAUGGAGCAUCCUCCGUUGAAGCAGUGCAAAUCCUGGAGUUCAGUGAGAAAGCGCAAAGCGAGCCGGAGCUACAACAACUAAAGUAUGUGAAGUUCCAGAACGUCAAUAACAUCCAACUUUUCAUAGAAAACAAUCAUGGCGGUGGUGAUGUGACCGAAAUUGAGAAGUUGCGAAUCUAUGGGACUCCGUUGAGUGGAGUUAACAUGAGCGAGUUUAAAAGGGUAUCUGGCAAAAAGGGCGAAGUAGGUCACUAG